GGAGGGAAGGAAGGAGAGAGGAAAACAGGAAGGCAGGAAAGAAGGAGGGAGGGAGGGAGCGAAGGAAGGAAGACGCCCGCCAGGACAUCCUCCUCCUCCUCCUCCUCCUGGCCGCCGCCGCCGCCAUCGCGGGCCGGGCAGCCGCGGCGCUUCGGCCAGGGGAGUCGCGGGCGCCCGGGCUGCCGUGGCUGCUGCUGAGGCGGCGGCGGCGGCCAUGGAGCCGAAGCACAAAGAGCUGCUGGCCCGCUGUCAGCCGCGCCUGGCGGAGGCCAUGAGCGAGGUGGAGCAGGUGAUCGCGCUGCUGGAGGCGGCCGCCGUGCUGGGGCCCCGCGACCUGCUCCGCCUGCGGGAGGCCGGCCUGCCCGCCGCCGCGGGGCCGGGGGAAGGCGGCGAGGGCGGCGGCGGCGGCGGCGGCGGGGCCGGGGAGCCCCUCCCGGCCAGCGUGGCCAAGGCCGAGCUGCUGCUCCAGCUGCUGCUGGCCAAGGAGCGCGACCACUUCCAGGACUUGCGGGUGGCGCUGGAGAAGACGCAGCCUCACCUGCUCUCCAUCCUCUACCUGAACGCCCGCGAGGCGCGGCCGGAGGAGGCGGCAGGAUCAACGUAUAGCGUUCUUUCUAUAAUGCCUUCGGACUCUGAAAGCAGUAGUUCUCUCAGCAGUACGGGCACAACCGGCAAGGCCUCGGCGUCUCCCCCUCCUGCCCCGGUGGAGGUGAGGCAGAUGAAUGAAAAAGUGGAGACCAUCCUGUUUCAGCUUCGCCAAGUGACCCGCGAGCGGGACGACCUGCGCAAACGCCUCGCCCUGUCCUCCCCGGGGUCAACCUUUGAUGACUGCAGGCCUAACCCCAAACCAAACCACGAUUAUGAAAGACUGAAGGUACAGUGUAUGAAGGCAAUGUCAGAUCUACAGUCACUACAGAACCAACACACCAAGACACUAAUCAGAUGUGAAGAAGCUGCCAAGGAAGCUGAUUUCUACCAUACGUUACACAGCCGCCUGCUAGGCGACCAGUCCCAGCUGAAGGAAGACGUGGACACCUUGAAGAGGAAGAACAGCCAGUUUGUGCGGGAGCACAAUCACCUCCAGCAGUUGUGUGAGGAAAUGAAGAGGCUUCACGAGGAGGACCAGAAGGAAAUAACAAACUUACGCAGCCAACAGCAGCAGGUUAUGAAGCAGAAUGGGUCAUCGGAGAUCUUGAAUAAACUCUACGAUACAGCCAUGGAUAAGCUAGAAGUUGUGAAGAAGGACUACGAUGCACUAAGAAAGCGGUACAAUGAAAAAAUAGCCAGUCACAAUAGUGAUCUGAGCCGGUUAGAGCAGAUCGAAGAAGAAAACAAAUGUCUCCAGAAACAGAUGGACAUGUUGAUGAAGCAGCGGGACACAGCCAUCCACUUCCAGCAGCAAUGUUCUACUUCUCUGAGAAGAUUUGAGACCAUACAACAGGAGCUGAGCAAAGCCACAGCCCAGAACAAGGAGCUGCAGAGGGAGAUGGAAAGGCUGCAGUCGGAAGCCACAAGGUACAAAACGGUGCAGCUCAAGGCUGCCAAGGAUGCGGAGAAAUACAAGGAGGAACGGGACUCGGUCUUCAGCGAGUAUCGCCUCAUCAUGAGCGAGAGGGAUCAGGUGAUCAAAGAAGUAGACAAGCUUCAGACGGAGCUGGAGGUGGCAGAAUCCAAACUGAAAAACACGUCCUCGGAGAAGAAAGUGGCCAGUGAGGAAAUGGAAGCUUUAAGACAGGAGCUGAAUUCUGCUCUGGUGGAGCGGGACCGAGCCAUCUGCGAAAGGAAUGAGCUUCUGGAAAAAUAUUGCCAUGAAGUGAAGGAUAAGGCUGAGGCCCAGAAGGAGCUGGACCAGGCAUGUAAGGAUAUUGAGACCGUGAAAGAAGAGCGGGACGUAGCCAGGAAGGAGAGGACGGAAGCCAUUAUCCAGAGGGACCACCUACUACGAGAAUACUACCAGGCGCGCCAGAUACAAGAUUCAGCCACGCUGGAUGUAGAAAGGGCAAACAAAGAAAUAGAAAUCCUUCGGAAGCAGUACGAGGCCAUGUCACAGGAGUUAAGAGAAGCGACGCAAGAAGCAGAAGUUGCCAAAUGUAGACGGGAUUGGGCUUUCCAGGAGCGGGACAAGAUCGUUGCCGAACGAGAGAGCAUACGAACUUUGUGCGAUAACCUGAGACGGGAAAGGGACCGUGCCGUGAGCGACUUGGCGGAGGCCCUUCGCAACCUGGAUGACAUGAGAAAGCAAAAGAACGAUGCCGGACGUGAAUUGAAGGAACUGAAAGAGAAGAUGGAGAAUCAGUUGGAGAAAGAGGCACGGUUUCGGCAGCUGAUGGCUCACAGUUCCCACGAUUCCGCCAUCGACACAGAUUCCAUGGAGUGGGAAACGGAAGUAGUCGAGUUCGAGAAAGACAGAGAAGACAUGGAUUUGAAGGCUCUUGGUUUCGAUGUGGCCGAAGGAGUGAACGAACCUUAUCUUCCUGGAGACUGCGGGAUAUUUGUUACCAAAGUCGACAAAGGAAGCAUUGCAGACGGCCGAUUAAGGGUGAACGAUUGGCUCCUGAAGAUAAACGACGUGGAUCUUACCAACAAGGACAAAAAACAAGUCAUAAAAGCGGUCCUUAAUGGCGGAGGAGUUAUCAAUAUGGUGGUCCGGCGAAGGAAGUCCUUGGGAGGGAAGAUUGUGACCCCGCUACACAUCAGCCUUUCGGGCCACAAAGAUAGCGGAAUUGGUUUAGAAAAUGGCGUCUUUGUGGCCACCAUAACGACGGGCAGUCCAGCGGCCAAGGAUGGGUCCCUCACUGUGGGAGACAGGAUCAUUGCGAUAAAUGGAAUUGCACUAGAUAAUAAAUCACUGACGGAAUGCGAAGCUUUGCUGCGAAAUUGCCGGGAGUCUCUUACACUUUCAUUGAUGAAGGUUUAUCCUCAGAGCUCGUGUUCCUCUUGGAGUGGCCAAAACAUAUUUGAAAACCUUAAGGAUUCGGAGAAGAUCUCCAAUGGCAGGACUCACCCGUCAGACGUACAGGUUCAAAAUAAAAGGAACUUAAAACACAACAGUUCAACCCAAACCGAUAUUUUCAGCCCGGACAUAAUGGAUGUCAAGAAGGAUCAGAGCGAUCAAGAGAACAGCUUGUACUGCAGUCUGAAACCGUUUUCCAGUAGCGUUUUACAUACCGACUCCCACAGGAACACAGUCCACGAGUGCCACAGUAAUUCGGAACACAGCCUCGGAUCCUUCGGUCCCGAUGGGUACGGAGACCCAAGUUACGGGAUAGUGAACCUGGACAACCAGAGGCUCUCCUUUGAACCCACAGUCGCAGAUUGCCUUGUGCUUGAGAGCGCCUUAGACAAAGGACCGGGCGGGAAACACAGCGGUGGCACCUGGCCCAAAGUGCUGGUCAACUUAGGUCCGGCAGAAACGGAAAAAUUCUCCGUGUACAAAAAGCCCAAACAAAGGAAAUCCAUCUUUGACCCGGACACUUUCAAAAGACCCUUGACGCCUCCCAAGAUGGAUUAUCUGUCUCCCAAUCCGAUGUUGGGACCGUCAGCCCAGCCUUCCAAAGCAGAAGCCGUCUCCACUCCGCCAACACCUCCAACUAGAAGCGAUUCUAUUAAAUUUAAACACAAACAGCAGGCCAGCUCUACCUCGGAGUCUACCGUGACCACGGGAUCCCCCCCUCCUAGUCCAGCGACAGUCCAGCCCCCACUUUCCAUUGAACAGAAGCCAGACUCCUGUGUUCUCAAGGGGCGAGGUAGACCCUCAGGACAAUACUACAGGGAGGAGGCGGGAGACCCUGGACACUUGCCUUCAAGAAAACCCUGUGAAGAGGACCUUGGCUUUCAAAGAGCAGAAGAGCCUGAAAUUAAAAGACCAAGGCCCAAAUCUGCUCCCGCCUUCAGGCAUAAACUAAACCCCGUGCCCAUCCCUAAUCCAUCUCAGCAGGUACAGAAAUACAUUCCAGCAAGUGAAGAGUUCCUGUCUCCGGAGGCACAAGAAUGGCCGACAUAUUCACCCAAACGGGCGAGUCGUCACAGCGAUGGUUUCGUGUCGGCCUGUUUAUACUCCGGAAGCUUAUCAGGAGGUACCAUCCCAAGAAACAUUGCGCCGUGUUCUGCUGUGACAGCAGUGAUGAGAAAUCCCAUUUACACAGCCUGGAGCCAUAGAAUUGCCACCACCAACUGCUCAUCUGCAGCCAAUCAAUACUGCCACCUCCAUCCCAGUGCUCAGCACCAGGGACAUCUGAGCUUGGAUCUGAGUCACAAGCACUCCAGUGAGUGCUCCGAAAAUACGCGCUCAAGAUCGUCCCAUGGUUCAAAUUCAUUGCCUUCUAGCGCAAGACUGGGUUCCUCCAGCAAUUUACAGUAUAGAACAGAACGAAUAAAGAUACCUUUGACACCACGGUACCCAAGGUCCAUCAUUGGUUCUGACAGAGGUUCCUUGUCUCAUUCCGAAUGUAGCAGUCCCAGCUUGGUAACCCCACCCCAGUCGCCGCUUAACUUGGAGACCUCAUCUUUUGCCAGUAGCCAGUCACAAAAUUCUCUUUCCACCUUGCCCAGGAUUUCAGUGAGCCCGGUCUCCAUGGGGCAACGUCGAAAAGACAAACUCUACAUGGAAGAACCACGUCACGUCAAAGUGCAAAAGGACGCCGAACCUCUGGGGAUCUCCAUUGUCUGCGGGGAAAAUGGUGGGAUAUUCGUGUCGAAAGUAACCGGUGGCAGCAUCGCCCAUCAGGCCGGGCUUGAAUAUGGCGAUCAGUUGUUAGAGUUUAAUGGAAUCAACUUGCGAAACGCUACAGAACAACAAGCUCGGCUGAUCAUUGGACAGCAGUGCGAUACCAUAACUAUUUUGGCACAGUACAAUCCUCACAUGUUCCAGCUGGGCAAUCAUUCACGAUCAAGCUCCCGCCUGGAACCAGCGAGUAGCCAUUCCCCUCCACAAGGCCCAACUCCGGACAGCCAUUCCAUAAUUGAUACUGUGAGCGAACAAGAUGAAGGGACCAUGACCCCUCCCUCCAAGGAGACCACGCCCACCACCAGUCCCCGCAAUUCGGUUAGGAGUUCUGCUGACACGAUUAAAAGGACACCUGAACCCAGAACGGUGAACAUCAAGAAACCUCAGGCGGAGGUCGGAAUCCAAAUCAGCGGUGGGAACGUGCACGGAAUAUUUGUCUCUGAUCUAGAAGAUGACAGCCCAGCCAAAGGACCUGAAGGCCUGAGGCCAGGAGAUCUAAUAGUGGAGUACGGAUCCGUUGACAUGCGAAAUAAAACAGCUGAGGAAGCUUACCUUGAAAUGCUCAAACCGGGUGACACUAUCAGAAUAAAAGCUCAGUACAGAAUUGAAGAAUUCAACAGAAUCAAAGAUUUACCUGGAGAUGGUUUCUAUGUCAGGGCCCUCUAUGACCGACUAGCAGAAGUCAAGCAGGACUUGAGUUUCAAAAAAGAUGACAUUUUGUACGUUGAUGACACUCUGCCCCAAGGGAACUUCGGCUGUUGGAUGGCUUGGCAGCUGGAUGAAAACGCUCAGAAGCUGGAAAGAGGACAGAUCCCCAGCAAAUACAUAAUGGAGCAGGAAUUCUACCGGAGGCACAGCAUGUCCGAGGCCAAAGAUGAGAACAGUUCCUCAAAGACCUCGUCCGCUGCGGCUCGCAGGUCCUUCUUCAGAAGGAAACACAAACACAAGCGCAGCGGGUCCAAAGACGGCAAAGAUCUGCUGGCCCUCGACACCAUCAGCAACGACUCCAUUCCUUUCCUGGAUGAUGCUGUCAGCCUGGCAUAUCAACGAGUCCAAAAGGUAGACUGCACAUCUCCUAGACCGGUGCUUAUCCUUGGGCCGUUACUUGAUGCUGUGAAAGAUAUGUUGGUCAAAGAAUCACCAGAGAAAUUUUGCAGAUGUCCCCUUGAGGUGAUGAAAGCUUCACAACAAGCCAUUGAACGGGGCGUGAAAGACUGUCUGUUCAUAGAUUAUAAACGGAGGAGUGGACAUUUUGACGUGACAACCGUCGCUUCCAUAAAGGAGAUAACCGAGAAGGACUGUCACUGCCUCCUGGACAUCGCACCUCACGCCAUUGAGCGGCUGCACAGCAUUCACAUCUACCCAAUAGUCAUCUUCGUUCGCUACAAAAAUGCCAAGCAGAUCAAGGAGCAAAAAGAUCCUGUCUUCUUGAAAGACAAGGUGACACAGAAACAUUCCAAAGAACAGUUUGAGACGGCUCAGAAGAUAGAACAGGAAUAUAGCAAGUAUUUCACAGGCAUUGUCCAAGGAGGACCACUUCCAGCCAUUUGCACUCAAAUCUUGGCCACCGUGGAUCAAGAGCAGAACAAAGUCCUGUGGAUUCCUGCUGGCCCCCAAUAGAUGGACGCUGUGGAAAAAAAAUAAAAUACUGUAACUGCAACAGAUUCUACGUGAAUGGCUGAUGGGGUUAUCUGUGUGGUAGGUUGGAAAGCAUCUCACGCCACGUUAUCGGCGACUUGUGUUUGGAAGGAAGCGAUCCGUUGCUGACAGCAGAAUUCUUCCGAUGUUUCUCUCGCCACGGACGAUCAAAUCCAGUUCUUUUUUUUUUUCCAGAAAAAAAAAAAAAACUUUGCAAAGCUGCAAGAAAAAGAAAAAGAAGAAGAAGAAUCGUUUAGGUUACGUUUACAAAACCUUUGCCCUUCUCCCCAAUAUUUUGGGUUUGUGUUUACUUGAAUUUUUUUAAACAACAACAACAAGCAAUCGUUUUUUGAGCUUCUCCUCGGCUGCCCCCCUCCCCCUCCACACACACACACCCCAUGACAACGGUGUGAGAAGGAACUCUCUUUCUUGAAGUGUGCAGCCGUUUUAGGCCAGGAUUGCAUGCAUGAAUUUUGAGGAGUGGGCUUCCCCUACAGGUACUUGAUGGGGAAAAGGAAAUCCCCCCCCAAUGGGUCAGGCCACUGUGUGCGUGUGUGUGUGUGUGCGUGUGUGUGCGUCCAGUGUUCUUUGUCCAAAGUUACUGGUUUAUUUUAUGCAUAACUUUUUGGUAUUUAAAUCUCAUGCUGUAUGCUCCUUGUCUCUUUAAGAAUUGGGUUUGGGCUUUGUGUCAAACCACAAAUAAAAAAGGGGGGGUUAUAAGUUAGGCCUAGGCUGUUUAUGUUAACCAUGUGUAGAUAGUUUACACAACAUUGGUGAAAGUUGGUCCUUGGAGUAAAAUAGCCAUAGGGAUUUUUUUUAUUAUUUAAUUAGAAGCAAGUUCAGUUUUAGGGGACCCUGACAGCUUCUCUAGUGUGAUCUAUAACUGAUAGUUUUACCCCUGUUGGGAAAAAAUAACAACAACAACAACAACAACAUGUGUACGCUUUUGUUUUUUUAAAUUUGUUAGAAUUUGUAUUUCCUGGCUGUAUCGAUCUCCACUGUAUAUUGCUUCCCCCUCCCUUCUCUUCCUUUUUUAUUUUUAAAAAAUAGGACUUUUUUUCCUCCCCCACCCGUCAUUUUAUUAUAUUUUUUCCUUCGUAAAAUAAUUGCAUGUCGUGUUUUGUCGAUGCCCUACCUUGAUUGCUAAAAGAUUUUGUUUAGAGCCGCGUUUGUGGCUAACACGUUCCUAACAUUUCAUUAGAUAGAUUUUUGUUCUGUGGGCUUGCCUUCCAGUUUUGAGAUUUUUUUCCCUUUUUUUAUUUGCAUUAAUUUUAAAAAAAAAGGGAUUUUUCUUGCACAAUGACUCAAAAGCAGCACUUGGUUAGAAAUUAUAUCUUUUGUUUUACAGAUACUAUUUUGUAGUACUGAAUACCACAGAGAAAGGAAAAAAAAUGUAGAAAGGUUAUAAUACAUGCAGAGUGAAAAUUUUGUUUAUACGUUGAGGGACAGCAGUUCUAUUUUUUUUUUUUCAAAGGAAAGAGGCUUCAGGUGGACGAUGGUACGACUGAAAGAAACCAAUACUGUUCCAACCGUAAAUUUUCUGUACUAAAAAUGUCACUUUAUAUCAAAACAAAAAUAAAAGAAACUUAAGUAUUGUGUUAAAUAAAGGUCAAUUUCUAUAAUUUGAA
Messenger RNA from Crotalus tigris (Tiger rattlesnake), 7992 nucleotides. RefSeq names its product discs large MAGUK scaffold protein 5 (gene DLG5). The record is from RefSeq and is a predicted model, not a curated record. Gene Ontology annotation, molecular function: protein binding. Bases 215 to 6346 code for a protein of 2043 amino acids. The transcript has 33 exons. Lineage: Eukaryota; Metazoa; Chordata; Lepidosauria; Squamata; Viperidae.